GCUGGGCUGGCCUGUUCAGAGCUCAGUGGGUAUUCAGUUGAGAGUGUCUCAGGAGACAUCGAGCUCCAGUGACCCCAGGCAAGACUCCCAGGAUUCAGUGGAAUCUCUACGGACGGUGGCCAGUUCACACAGCACAGCAAGGAGACCAGGCAGCGGCAGGCAGUUAGAGAAGCUCCAGCCAGAGGAGUUAGACUAGAGAGCAGUUCAUUUGAAGUGCUGCAACCUUCCUUCUUUCCCUGCUUCUUUGCCUCCACCUGUAGCGGCUAGCCCCAACCACCCAGGCUAUUUCGCACGCUCUCGCUCUCUCUCUGGGACUGCAGACUGACUGAGGUUUUAUGCUAAAGGACUAAAGGAUUUUGAGUGGAAUCUUUUUGUAUUUUUUAGGAAUAACAGCAGCUACGGCUUUAUAUCACGAGUUAUAAAGACUAUCAUUUUCCUGGUGACUUUCUUUCACUGUGUAUUUUUCAGUUGGGCCUUGAAAUAGGUUUUCCACAAAGAUGACAACACUUUCUUCAAAUGAAUGGCUUAAGAGUGGCAGUACAUUCACCUCCCACUAUCUGGCUGUAUCUCCAUGAAAGGCAGCAUUCACCCAAAGCACAUUUGAGGAAAACAUGUUUUCUGUAUUUUUUGGGCUGAGGAAGCAGGGAAAUGAGGGACAAAUACAACCCUGCCUGGCUACUACACUGUUCCCCUUUUUGUGUGUGUCACUCUAUGAUUGCGUGAGCUGCUAUCCAUCGAGCGGAGAGGGAGUGUAGGUAGAGGAGCAGAGGAGAGGCGUGCCAACACCUGGACCAUGGCACUGAGCCACCGAUGGGCACAAUCUCCCCUCGCCAGGGGGGCCACACUUAUCCUACUACUUGGCAGUCUGGCCCUGCCAUCACCAUCGCACGCAGACAGCAUGCCCAAUUUCAUCAAAUCUCCAGACGACCAGACAGGUAUUUCGGGAGGAGUAGCGUCCUUCGUUUGCCAGGCGGUGGGUGAUCCCAAGCCACGCAUCACCUGGAUGAAGAAGGGCAAGAAAGUCAGUUCUCAGCGCUUUGAGGUGAUAGAGUUUGAUGACGGUUCAGGGUCCGUCCUGCGUAUCCAGCCCCUGCGGACCCACAGGGACGAGGCCAUCUAUGAGUGUACCGCCACCAACAGUGUGGGAGAGAUCAACACCAGUGCCAAACUCACCGUCCUGGAAGAGGACCAGAUCCCUCAUGGGUUCCCCACCAUAGACAUGGGUCCCCAGCUGAAGGUGGUAGAGAAGACCAGGACAGCCACCAUGCUGUGUGCUGCCAGUGGCAACCCUGACCCAGAGAUCUCCUGGUUCAAAGACUUCCUCCCUGUAGAUAUCAACAGCAGCAACGGGCGAAUCAAACAGCUCCGCUCAGGUGGUACACCAAUCAGAGGAGCUCUCCAGAUAGAGAACAGUGAAGAGUCCGACCAGGGCAAGUACGAGUGUGUGGCGGUCAACAGCGCCGGGACCCGCUACUCGGCUCCGGCUAAUCUCUACGUGAGAGAUCAACGAGAAGUGCGCCGUGUGCCACCCCGGUUCUCCAUCCCGCCCACCAACCAUGAGGUGAUGCCGGGUGGCAGCGUGAACCUGACGUGCGUGGCAGUGGGUGCGCCCAUGCCCUACGUCAAGUGGAUGAUGGGUGUAGAAGAGCUGACCAAGGAGGAAGAGAUGCCCAUUGGGAGGAACGUGUUGGAGGUCACCAACAUCCUCCAGUCUGCCAACUACAGCUGUGUGGCGAUAUCGUCACUCGGCAUGAUCGAGACCACCGCGCAGAUCACUGUCAAAGCCUUGCCCAAGCCCCCCACCUCCCUGAUCGUGACGGAGACCACAGCCACCAGCGUCACCCUGACCUGGGACUCUGGGAACCCUGAGCCCGUGUCCUACUACGUCAUCCAGUACCGGGCCAAGGUCUCUGACAACAGCUUCCAGGAGGUGGACGGAGUAGCCACCACGCGCUACAGCAUCGGAGGGCUCAGCCCCUACUCAGAGUACGAGUUCCACGUCAUGGCGGUGAACAACAUCGGGCGUGGCCCUCCCAGCAGCCUCGUGGACACCAGGACCAGUGAGCAGGCUCCCUCCUCUCCACCGCUGGCUGUACAGGCUCGCAUGCUCAGCGCCUCCACCAUGCUGGUCCAAUGGGAGCCGCCUGAGGAGCCUAAUGGACAGAUCAGAGGGUACCGGGUGUACUACAGCUCGGACCUCAGAGCCCCACUGAGUGGCUGGCAGAAACACAACACUGACGACAGCAGGCUGACCACCAUCUCAGGGCUGACCACUGAUAUCACCUACAGCCUCAGGGUGCUGGGGUUCACCUCUGUAGGGGACGGACCUCCCUCUGAUGUACUGCAGGUCAAGACCCAGCAGGGAGUACCAGCCCAGCCAUCUAGUUUCGACGCCGAGGCAGAGUUGGACACCCGCAUCAUGCUGUCGUGGCUGUGGCCUGUCCAGGACCAGAUCACCAAGUAUGAACUAAUGUAUUGGGAGGCUAACUCUGGCAACAAGCUCCAUGUGACCUUCCCUCCAGCGGGGUCCUAUGCUGUGGAGGGUCUGAAGCCAGACACCCUCUACAUGUUCUCCCUGGCUGCUCGCUCUGAAAUGGGCCUGGGCGUCUACACCCAACCCAUCGAGGCCAGGACUGCCCAGUCCACCCCCUCAGCCCCGCCCCAGGAGGUACACCUUCUGAGCCUCAGCUCCACCAGCAUCAAGGUGAGUUGGGUGGCACCCCCUGCAGCCAGCCGCCAUGGGGACAUCGUCCGCUACUCUCUGGCCUACCAGGCCGCCACCGGUGAGGACCUGGAGCACCACAAGGUUUCAGGCAUCAGGGCAGAUGUUUCUAGUUACAUCCUGGAGGGCCUGGAGAAGUGGACAGAGUACCAGGUGUGGGUCAGGGCUCACACGGACGUAGGCCCAGGCCCAGAGAGCCCCGCGGUCAGGAUCAGGACCAAGGAGGAUGUGCCUGGAGCUCCUCCCAGGAAGGUGGAGGCUGAUGUCCUGAACUCCACAGCCCUGAGGGUGACGUGGAAGCCCCCCCUCCAGGUGAAGCAGCAUGGCCAGAUCAGAGGGUAUCAGGUGGUCUACUCGCGACUGGAGAAUGGAGAGCCACGAGGCCAGCCCAACAUCAUGGAUGUCUCCCUACCUGAGGCACAGUGGAACGUUGAGGAUACCAUGGACUAUGAGGCUGUUAUAACAGGCCUGCUCCCUGAGACCACCUACUCUGUCACCGUGGCAGCCUACACCACCAAGGGGGACGGGGCACGCAGCAAGGCCAAGGUGGUCACCACCACUGGAGCAGUCCCAGGCAGGCCCACUAUGAUGAUCAGUACCACCAUUGGUAACACAGCCCUCAUCCAGUGGCAACCACCGAAGGAGAUGGUGGGUGAGCAUGUUGGCUACCAGCUUCAGUACAAACGUAUGGAGGAGGAGUCGUUCACUGUAAAGGACUUCAAGAAGACAGACGACCACUUCACCGUCACCGGCCUGCACAAGGGCGCCACGUACGUCUUCAAGCUCUGCGCCAAGAACCGGGCGGGCACCGGCGAGGAGUACGUGAAGGAGAUUACGACGCCGGACGAUGUGCCCAGUAGUUACCCCCAGAACCUGAGUGUCGUAGGCCUGACCACGACUACUACCAAGCUGGCCUGGGAGCCUCCGGCGCUGGCUGAGAGGAACGGGAGGAUCGUCCAGUACGUGGUGGUGUACAGAGAUAUCAACAGCCAACAGAACCACACCAAUAGCACGAUAGAGACCCAGAUGACCAUCAUGGGGCUGCAGCCUGAUACCACCUAUGACAUCAGGGUCAGGGCUUUCACCAGCAAGGGAGCCGGACCCAACAGUCCUAGUAUUCAGAGUAGGACCAUGUCUACCUCCAUGCCUGAGUUCACCAAAAACUUUGGUGUGAAAGCUGUGAUGAAGACCUCUGUCCUGCUGACUUGGGAAGUGCCAGAAACCUACAAGUCUCAAGUGCCUUUCAAGAUCCUGUACAACCAGCAGAGUGUGGAGGUGCAGGGGAACCUGAAGAGGAAGCUGAUCACGAGGCUGCAGCCAGACACAGACUACAGCUUUGUGUUGAUGUCUAGAGGGAACAGUGCUGGGGGUUUACAGCAGCAGGUCUCCAUCAGGACUGCCCCCGACCUGCUCAAGACCAAACCCAUCCAAUACCAACACCACCCAGAGGAGGGGGGCAAGCUCACCAUCACCCUACCCAGAGUCCCCACCACCGCCCCUGUCAGAUGGUACUACAUAGUGGUGGUUCCUGUCACACCAGCCACACUACGUCGGUGGGAGGACCCUGAAGAUAUGGACCUGGAUGAGCUCCUGGAGGCUAGUUCUGACGACAGCCUGAGAAGGAGGAGACAGACCCAAGAGUUCCUCAGACCCUACAUCGCUGCCAAGAUGGACACUCUGCCAGACACCUUCACUCUAGGAGACGAGAAGAAGUACAACGGCUUCUACAACAAGCCUCUACCGGGACAGCAGCAGUACCUCUGUUUCGUCCUGGCUGCCCUCAAAGACCACGAGUCUCAGAACACGUUUGCGGCCAGCCCGUACUCAGACCCCAUCACGGUGAAGCUCCACAGCGGUAUGUCCCUCCAUGCUGAGGACCCAGAGAUGCUGUGGGUCAUGGGCCCUGUCCUGGCUGUUGUACUCAUCAUCAUCAUCGUCAUCGUCAUCCUGCUUUUCAAGAGGAAACGAGCAUCUCCCUCGGCCAAGGAUGAGCACUCUGCUGGGGUGAAGGACUCUCUGCUGGCCCACUCCUCUGAUCCUGUGGAGAUGAGACGACUCAACUAUCAGACACAAGGUUCCAGUGACCCCAGUUGCCCGAACACUCCAAGGAUGAGGGAGCACCCUCUCAUCUCCACCACUGAUCUGGCUAACCACAUCGAGCGACUCAAGGCCAACGACGGACUCCGCUUCUCACAGGAGUAUGAGUCUGUAGACCCAGGCCAGCAGUUCACAUGGGAACACUCUAACCUGGAGGUGAACAAGCCAAAGAACCGCUAUGCAAACGUCAUUGCCUACGACCACUCCAGGGUCAUCCUCGCCUCCGUCGACGGAGUGCCAGGUAGUGACUACAUCAACGCUAACUACAUAGACAGCUACAGGAAGCAGAACGCCUGCAUCGCUACACAGGGCCCGCUUCCUGAAACCCUGAGUGACUUCUGGAGGAUGGUGUGGGAGCAGAGGACCAACACUAUCGUCAUGAUGACCAGACUGGAGGAGAAGUCACGGGUGAAGUGUGACCAGUACUGGCCCAGUCGGGGUACAGAGACCUAUGGAAUGAUCCAGGUGACCAUGUUGGACACUGUGGAGCUGGCUACCUACAGCGUACGCACCUUCGCCCUCUAUAAGAAUGGCUCCAGCGAGAAGAGAGAGGUUCGUCAGUUCCAGUUCAUGGCCUGGCCGGACCAUGGAGUGCCUGAGUACCCCACCCCCACCCUGGCCUUCCUCCGCAGGGUCAAGGCCUGCAACCCCACAGAUGCAGGACCCAUGGUGGUCCACUGCAGUGCUGGUGUAGGUCGGACCGGUUGCUUCAUCGUGAUUGAGGCCAUGCUGGAGCGUAUGAAGCAUGAGAAGUCAGUGGAUAUCUACGGUCAUGUGACGUGUAUGAGAGCUCAGAGGAACUACAUGGUGCAGACGGAGGACCAGUACAUCUUCAUCCACGAGGCCCUGCUAGAGGCAGCCACCUGCGGUAACACAGAGGUCCCUGCACGCAACCUGUACGCACACAUCCAGAAACUCACCCAGGUCACGCCCGGAGACACGGUCACUGCCAUGGAGCUAGAGUUUAAGAAACUGGCCAACUCCAAAGCACAUACCUCAAGAUUCAUCAGUGCCAACCUGCCCUGUAACAAGUUCAAGAACCGGCUGGUGAACAUCAUGCCUUUUGAGUCCACCCGCGUGAGUCUGCAGCCUAUCAGAGGAGUGGAGGGCUCCGACUACAUCAAUGCCAGCUUCAUCGACGGAUACAGGCAGCAGAAGGCCUACAUGGCCACCCAGGGGCCGCUAGCAGAGACCACAGAGGACUUCUGGAGGAUGCUGUGGGAACACAACUCUACCAUCGUAGUCAUGCUUACUAAACUCAGAGAGAUGGGAAGAGAAAAGUGUCAUCAGUACUGGCCAGCUGAGCGUUCUGCCAGGUACCAGUACUUUGUAGUGGACCCCAUGGCUGAGUACAACAUGCCCCAGUACAUCCUCAGAGAGUUCAAGGUCACAGACGCCAGGGAUGGCCAGUCUAGGACCAUUCGGCAGUUCCAGUUCACUGAUUGGCCAGAACAAGGGGUGCCAAAAACUGGAGAGGGCUUCAUUGACUUCAUUGGUCAAGUGCAUAAAACCAAGGAGCAGUUUGGCCAGGAUGGACCAAUCUCUGCGCACUGCAGUGCUGGUGUUGGGCGGACUGGUGUGUUCAUCACCCUGAGUAUCGUGCUGGAGAGGAUGAGGUACGAGGGGGUGGUGGACCUCUUCCAGACUGUCAAGACACUGAGGACCCAGAGACCUGCCAUGGUGCAGACAGAGGACCAAUACCAGUUGUGCUACAGGGCAGCUCUAGAGUACCUUGGAAGCUUUGACCACUAUGCAACAUAAUAACCACUCCCAGAAUGCACUGGGACUCCUGGGGUUCAGGAGCGCCAGCCGUGUGUCCCUUCUGAGCUAUAUCCAUACUGUCCAGAAACUGCCGGAGGGGUGAGGGGAGAGGGGGAGGAAGAGAAGAAGAGGAGUGAGGAGGAAUGGGAGAGAGCACAAGUCUGAUUGGAUGACCGUCAAUCAGGUGGAGCAGUACUCCUGGACUGACUGCACAAUAAACCUGCUUUAAAACCCUUCACUACUAAAAAAUAACCUAAAAAGCUUCAGUAUGCUUCAUUCUGAUGUCUCUAUAGCUAAUGCACAUGCCAUGAAAACACUAUUUCUGCCUCCUCCACCUGCUUAUAUGGCAAACUUUAUUUUUCUGCUUUUAUUAUGCAUUAAUAUCAUUACUAUUACCCAUUAUAAAUAUGUUAUUAUUAUUGUUAUUUAGAAUUUGUUUUCUGAUCAUUUAUACACUGGUUAUUGUAUGUCUUAUUGGGUCUUAUUUUAAAUUCAUUAUUUGUAUCUUUUGAUUAUUUUUUACACAAGGGACAUGUAUUUUAAACAUGCUCCGAGUUAUUAAUACUGGAGACGUACGCAUACUCAGAGCUGCUAAUAAUAUUUUAAUUUUUUACCAUAAUUAUAAUAUUCUAAAGUUCUCUAUUCUCUGGUUGGUCGUAUUCAGUGGGAUAUGGGGGACACAACUUUUAUAAGUAUUUUCACUUCCUGGUACUUUACAAAAACAAUCUCCACAAAAAGAGAUCAAACACAUGUACACCAGAGUUAGUGAACUACUAUAAAAUAAACCCAUCUAUGUUUAUAAAAACUGAAUAGAUUAUUCUUGAUGAUGUUUUAUGAAUAUCUACCAUGUACAGAUUCUGUUUACUGUGAUUUUCUCAAUGCCUGUUGCUCAAAGAGCUCCGGUCCAAACUCCAGACGCAAUGAAAGAAAUAAAGAAAACUACCGGUACAUGAAAAGGUGUUUGUCCUGUUACAGUACCCUUAGUUGUCCAUGGGACUGAACCAAACCAUCACUCCCAAAAGACACAGAGGAACUGGACCCUAGCUCUGUCUGCUCUGAUCUGACAAGCUAGACCUGGUUUGCAGCAACAGAUAUACAGAACUUCACAUCAGACUAAUGUACAGCGCCCAACAACACCCCUCCUAUGAGAAGUGUUCGAGUGACCAGACAGACAGUUAUCCAUCCCUGUAUUUCUGAUUACCCUGCUGAUUCUGAACUAUGAUCUAUGAAUUGGACAUGUCCAUCUGCAUACGACUGACCUAGUUCCCCAUGACUGGCCAUCCCUGUAGAAACCUGACAACAACCCAGAUGAACUUCUCUUCUGACUGUCACUGACUCUACAUCCAUGGUAUAACUGCUGUAAUAUACUGUAUUAUCUCCUCACUGUGCUACAGAAGGAUAUUCUCCUGUAACACAAAGAAGCAGCAUCAAUGUACGGUGGAGGAUCUCUACAUUAUAGUCAAGCGUUUCUCUCUUAAGUGAGGCUAUAGGAUUGCAAAGUGAGGUGAAUUUGGAUUGAUUGGGCCCGGAUGGACGGACUGCAAAAACAAGGAUUUAUUUCACUUUGUCUUCAAAUAGUGCCGUAGGGGUUCAGUCUGUUGUAUACACGAUCUGUUUUCUAUUUGUUAAUAAAAAGGAGAGGGAAAAAAUGUCGCAAAAACCUUGAUGUUAAUAAAGUUGAAUAAUUGUUUUUUUAUAUA
Messenger RNA from Salmo salar (Atlantic salmon), 8280 nucleotides. The record is from RefSeq and is a predicted model, not a curated record. Lineage: Eukaryota; Metazoa; Chordata; Actinopteri; Salmoniformes; Salmonidae.